GAUAACCUGAGCGAAGCGUUGAAGAAGCUGAAGCUAGCCUCAGUGGACAGCGCCACAGACAAUGUGGAGGGCUGCCUGGACUGCUUGCUCAAAGCACUGGCCCACAACAGUAAGUUUGACCCACACUCCUCAGAGUAAGUGAAAUACACGGUAUGGAGGAAAUGGAGAGCAUAGUUAAAGACUAAUUGGAGAACAAAAAACAUUCUAGUCACCAGGCUCACAUUUGUUUACGUACAAGGCCUAAGUAAGAGAGAAUAAAUCCUAUCUCAGCCAGCGUUAUUCACAAACCUGUCUGUCCUCCUUAGUUUGGGAAACAACCAAUACGGCUGGGAAUUGCCAGUGACCUCACGAUACAAUAUUAUCACAAUACUUUGGUGUUGAUUCUAUAUGUAUUGCGAUUCUCACGAUUCUAUACAGUGGGGAAAAAAGUAUUUAGUCAGCCACCAAUUGUGCAAGUUCUCCCACUUAAAAAGAUGAGAGAGGCCUGUAAUUUUCAUCAUAGGUACACGUCAACUAUGGCAGACAAAUUGAGGAGAAAAAAAUCCAGAAAAUCACAUUGUAGGAUUUUUUAAUGAAUUUAUUUGCAAAUUAUGGUGGAAAAUAAGUAUUUGGUCACCUACAAACAAGCAAGAUUUCUGGCUCUCACAGACCUGUAACUUCUUCUUUAAGAGGCUCCUCUGUCCUCCACUCGUUACCUGUAUUAAUGGCACCUGUUUGAACUUGUUAUCAGUAUAAAAGACACCUGUCCACAACCUCAAAACAGUCACACUCCAAACUCCACUAUGGCCAAGACCAAAGAGCUGUCAAAGGACACCAGAAACAAAAUUGUAGACCUGCACCAGGCUGGGAAGACUGAAUCUGCAAUAGGUAAGCAGCUUGGUUUGAAGAAAUCAACAGUGGGAGCAAUUAUUAGGAAAUGGAAGACAUACAAGACCACUGAUAAUCUCCCUCGAUCUGGGGCUCCACGCAAGAUCUCACCCCGUGGGGUCAAAAUAAUCACAAGAACGGUGAGCAAAAAUCCCAGAACCACACGGGGGGACCUAGUGAAUGACCUGCAGAGAGCUGGGACCAAAGUAACAAAGCCUACCAUCAGUAACACACUACGCCGCCAGGGACUCAAAUCCUGCAGUGCCAGAUGUGUCCCCCUGCUUAAGCCAGUACAUGUCCAGGCCCGUCUGAAGUUUGCUAGAGUGCAUUUGGAUGAUCCAGAAGAGGAUUGGGAGAAUGUCAUAUGGUCAGAUGAAACCAAAAUAGAACUUUUUGGUAAAAACUCAACUUGUCGUGUUUGGAGGACAAAGAAUGCUGAGUUACAUCCAAAUAACACCAUACCUACUGUGAAGCAUGGGGGUGGAAACAUCAUGCUUUGGGGCUGUUUUUCUGCAAAGGGACCAGGACGACUGAUCCGUGUAAAGGAAAGAAUGAAUGGGGCCAUGUAUCGUGAGAUUUUGAGUGAAAACCUCCUUCCAUCAGCAAGGGCAUUGAAGAUGAAACGUGGCUGGGUCUUUCAGCAUGACAAUGAUCCCAAACACACCGCCCGGGCAAUGAAGGAGUGGCUUCGUAAGAAGCAUUUCAUGGUCCUGGAGUGGCCUAGCCAGUCUCCAGAUCUCAACCCCAUAGAAAAUCUUUGGAGGGAGUUGAAAGUCCGUGUUGCCCAGCGACAGCCCCAAAACAUCACUGCUCUAGAGGAGAUCUGCAUGGAGGAAUGGGCCAAAAUACCAGCAACAGUGUGUGAAAACCUUGUGAAGACUUACAGAAAAUGUUUGACCUGUGUCAUUGCCAACAAAGGGUAUAUAACAAAGUAUUGAGAAACUUUUGUUAUUGACCAAAUACUUAUUUUCCACCAUAAUUUGCAAAUAAAUUCAUUAAAAAUCCUACAAUGUGAUUUUCUUGAUUUUUUUCCCCUCAUUUUGUCUGUCAUAGUUGACGUGUACCUAUGAUGAAAAUUACAGGCCUCUCAUCUUUUUAAGUGGGAGAACUUGCACAAUUGGUGGCUGACUAAAUACUUUUUUUCCCCACUGUAUGUAUUGCGAUUCGAUGUUCCAAACAGAUUGCUCACCAUAUGUCUGCUGCAGACUGACAAGGGAGAGCCAUGAGAAAACAAGUUUUGAUCAGUCAUGGAAAUAAAAGUGCUGAAAACAAAUUGGCUCCCUAUUUAAAAAGAUGAUGGAGAAUAAGCUAUGAAGGAAAAAUACUGGAGUUUUGGUGCAGGUACAGACAACUAGCGCAAUAAUAAUUUUGCAAUAUUGUCAUAACGAUACAAUAUAUCGUCAGAAAUAAUAUCCCGAUAUGUAACUGUAUCGAUCCCCCCCAUCACUAAUAACCAUCUGCAUGAUCUGGCUCGGCCUAGCCAGUAUCUUGUUGGGGCAUUUUAAUGCUUUUAAGUUAAUUGAGUUGCUGGCUUUCUGCAUCCUCUGCUGUCUUUUAGCUUUGUGUGCUCUGGUGUAGCUAGGUUUAAUGUUCUACUGUACUUGGCAGCACAACCCCCCCCCCCACCCCCACCCUGUCUCUCUUUUGGCACUGACAAGUGAUGAACCUGCAGUGGUCUGUUUGGUUGAGGAGAUGACCAAGAAAACCGAAGGGCCCACACUUUUGCCGAUGCCACCUUUAGCCUAACAGUAAAAAUCAUAGUGAUGGUAAUAAUUAUUUAAUUGGUUAUCCCUGUAGGUCUAAGCGCUUAGAUCGCAAUAUCUACAAAGCUAAGAUAUGGAAUUGUUUUAAGAUGGUCAUAAAAUGUAUUAUUUAAGCUAGCUAUUUGAUUUAGAAUUUUAGGAUUAUGUUUUUUUAAUGAAACAUUGAAUUUGGCCUUUACUGCUAUAGCCCAUAGAAACGGAUUGAAUAACACAUUUGUACAUGGCAAAAGAGUCAAAAAAUAUAUCAUAAUGAAUAUGGUUUUUAAGUGCCUAUCCUAUAUCUGAGAGAUAUAAGAAAACUCAGACAUUUUUAGACCCAUGUUUGGUCACUUUAUUUGUGGCACUUUUUACCCCCUAUGCACAUUGUGCUAUUUUUACAGCCUGGUACCAGGUUACCUUCAGACGACUCCCCUUAAGCUUGUGUGCGUCGUAGAGCAAAACAACUGACACCUUCGUGUUUGUGUGAGUCUCCCCUUUUGUAGCUCAAACGGUCUUGGUUUUAAAGACGAUUUCCUUGUCUGGAGCCUCUUGUGUAGAAAAACACAGCUUUUAGAAGCACCAUGUUAUGGAAUAGGCGCACAAUUUAUAACGGCGGAAAGAGGGGAUUGAGCUGCAGCCACUACAAGAAACGGUAAGUCUCUAGCAUAAACACACAGGGAGCUAUUCAAUAUUCAAAAUGAUGUCACCGUGUGACGCACAGGUGUGUCAAUUGACUCUAAGGGGUUAAUAAUUAUAAUUUCACGGCUGGACUGUCAUCCUGCUAGUAAUUUGAUUUAUAUGGGCCGCUGUCUGGAGCUUGGCUUGGGAUGAUCAUAAAUAACCCCACAAAUUGAAUGGCCUGGAUGGGAACGGAUUAUCCGCCUCUCCUUGCCCCCCCAUGGCUCUUUCUCAAUUAAUCCUUCCUCGAUUCCCUACAUUCUUUCUACUUUCCUCCUUCUCAAAAAGCAUUCGAGAAGAAGGUCAGAUGGGAGAUACCUUGGAUCUUCUCCUCCAAUAUGGUUGAGAAGGAGGCAAGGGGAUAGGAUGCAAGGAAUCAUGGAAAGACUAAUUGAGAUAGAGCCCAUGUCUAUUUUCAACUGUUCACCUCCUCUCUCUCCUUUCUCCUCUCUUCCUCUUAGAUGCUGAUGCCAGUGAGAAGAUCCAGGAGAUGGGUGUUCUCCCCCUGCUUCCCACCCUGCUGGCCCCACAGUCCUCCUGCACCCCCAAAGUAGCCAACAUCAUAGCUGAGGUGGCCAAAAAUGGUGAGGCUCCCCCCGCUUGGUUUCACCUCAUCUCAUAUUCCCCAGGAAACAUCAUUCUCCUCACUUUUGGUUCUGCCAACUUGUCAGUAUACCAUUUUAAAAAACGUGUUAUUAUAUUCUCAGUUUUGUGUGUGUCAUACAGUGGCGGUUUAGCAUACAUUUGUAUUUCUCAUUUACAGUGCCUUGCAAAAGUAUUCAGCCCCCUUGGCGUUUUUCCUAUUUUGUUGCAUUACAACCUGUAAUUUAAAUUGAUUUUUAUUUGGAUUUCAUGUAAUGGACAUACACAAAAUAGUCCAAAUUGGUGAAGUGAAAUGAAAAAAAUAACUUGUUUCAGACAAUGCUAAAAAAUUAAUAACGGAAAAGUUGUGCAUGCAUAUGUAUUCACCCCCUUUGCUAUGAAGCCCCUAAAUAAGAUCUGAUGCAACCAAUUACCUUCCAAAGUCACAUAAUUAGUUAAAUAAAGUCCACCUGUGUGCAAUCUAAGUGUCACAUGAUCUGUCACAUGAUCUCAGUAUAUAUACACCUGUUCUGAAAGGCCCCAGAAUCUGCAACACCUCUAAGCAAGGGGCACCACCAAGCAAGCGGCACCAUGAAGACCAAGGAGCUCUCCAAACAGGACAGGGACAAAGUUGUGGAGAAGUACAGAUCAGGGUUGGGUUAUAAAAAAAUAUCCUAAACUUUGAACAUCCCACGGAGCACCAUUUUAAAUCCAUUAUUAAAAAAUGGAAAGAAUAUGGCACCACAACAAACCUGCCAAGAGAGGGCCGCCCACCAAAACUCACGGACCAGGCAAGGAGGUAAUUAAUCAAAGAGACCAAAGAUAACCCUGAAGGAGCUGCAAAGCUCCACAGCGGAGAUUGGAGUAUCUGUCCAUAGGACCACUUUAAGCCGUACAUGCCACAGAGCUGGGCUUUACGGAAGAGUGGCCAGUAAAAAGCCAUUGCUUAAAGAAAAAAAUAAGCAAACACGUUUGAUGUUCGCCAAAAGGCAUGUGGGAGACUCCCCAAACAUAUGGAAGAAGGUACUCUGGUCAGAUGAGACUAAAAUUGAGCUUUUUGGCCAUCAAGGAAAACGCUAUGUCUGGCGCAAACCCAACACCUCUCAUCACCCCGAGAACACCAUUCCCACAGUGAAGCAUGGUGGUGGCAGCAUCAUGCUGUGGGGAUGUUUUUCAUCGGCAGGGACUGGGAAACUGGUCAGAAUUGAAGGAAUGAUGGAUGGCGCUAAAUACAGGGAAAUUCUUGAGGGAAACCUGUUUCAGUCUUCCAGAGAUUUGAGGCUGGGACGGAGGUUCACCUUCCAGCAGGACAAUGACCCUAAGCAUACUGCUAAAGCAACACUCGUGGUUUAAGGGGAAACAUUAAAAAUGUAUUGGAAUGGCCUAGUCAAAGCCCAGACCUCAAUCCAAUUGAGAAUCUGUGGUAUGACUUACAGAUUGCUGUACACCAGUGGAACCCAUCCAACUUGAAGGAGCUGGAGCAGUUUUGCCUUGAAGAAUUGGCAUAAAUCCCAGUGGCUAGAUGUGCCAAGCUUAUAGAGACAUACUUCAAGAGACUUGCAGCUGUAAUUGCUGCAAAAGGUCGCUCUACAAAGUAUUGACUUUGGUGAGGGUGGGGUGGGGGGUGAAUAGUUAUGCACGCUCAAGUUUUCUGUUUUUUUUUGUUUCACAAGAAAAUAUAUUUUGCAUCUUCAAAGUGGUAGGCAUGUUGUGUAAAUCAAAUGAUUCAAAAAAAAAUAAAAAAUCUCUUUUAAUUCCAGGUUGUAAGGCAACAAAAUUGGAAAAAUGUCAAGGGGGGUGAAUACUUUCGAAAGCCACUAUAGUUAGCAUUAUCUUAAUUUAAUGAAUUUAAUGGGAUUGUGAUUUAUCUAUUUGUGGGCUGAUGGUCAAGAUUAUGGGUGAUAGUCUAUAGAUUUGUGCUGUGUAGCCCAGAUUGUGGCCUAGUCCCUGUACUCAUUUGUUUGUCCACCCCACUCCCCAUAAGCAAUUCUGCCUUAACCCAUUCCGACGGCAACAGAUGGCUUCAGUCUCUCUAACAGAAGGCACCAUAGGAGACCUGUCUGUUGGUGUUGCCAUCCAUCAUGCUUUCCUAGACCGUAGUCAUUUUCACACAACGUCAGCACAGUGAAUCAAGAUGUAUUUACUCCAUGCCAUACUGUAGCUUGACCAAAGGAAAAUGCACAGCAGUGAGUGGCUCGAUUGAGAUUCAGGAACUCAUCAGAUCAAGGUGAGAUUAGAGUUUAGAUUGAUUCGUUCUAUCAACAUAAGGCAUUCAUAACGCUCCCAGAAGCACUUCAUUAAUAGACAUGAAAUAACAGCUAUAUAGUGCCCUAUUAAAGCUUUAUACCAAGGAUGAGAUUGGGCAUUCAAAUACGUUGAUGGCUUCUUGACUUCUCUCCAAUAGUAGAGAAGUCACACAUUUUCUUGGCCACAUUUUGGACUCAAGCAGUCUUCCAUUGGCAACGUGGCAAAUUACUUUAUGCGCGGCCUCUCAACCUGCAUACUGCAGUUACAGUAAAAACUGUGCCAUACUUACUUAGUGCUUUUAGAGUAAUUAUAUGGGUUUCAGGGGAGGCAGGCGCAGAGUUGAAGGGAAGUGACAGAGUAGGGGGAAGAAAAGUCUAAGAUAAUUAAUGGUAUUUUAGCAACGGCUAAUGAUCACUGCCUGCUGACAUACCAGCCUGAGCCUUGGCACCAACCCACUGGCAUUUUAUCUGUCAGAGGCCUGGAAAUGUCUAUGCCCAGUCCACAGUGGAAGACUUACUGUGUCAAAGCUACUGGACUAAAAUAACCUUUUUCUUGCAUACCUGAGUAAAAUGAAUUUGGAAGUUGAGUGUUUAAGCACUUUCAUUUGAAACCUAGUCAGUAUUAUAUGAAGGUUUUCUGUAUUUGGCUGAACUUGAGGGCUGCUUUAAAUGUAUUUCCAACAAAGAUCCAGAGUUGGGUUUUAUAUACAUUCAUAUAAAAAUUGUAAAAAAUGUGGAUGCACUUAAAAAUAAUUGAGUCUUCCAUUGACUAAUCAAUUGGAAUUUUGGCACACACAGUAUAUUUCCGAGCAGAUUGGAGGUUGUAGUGAAAUCCAUUUCAAUUCCAGUCAAACCAGCAAAUAAACUGAAACACAUUCUCUGAAUGACAAACUCCUCAUAGAAAAUAACUGGUCCACUUUUCAGUCAGUUUCAACUUGAUUUUACAUUUCUUCUCCACAAUCGAGACAGAAUGGACCAUGAAGAUAGGUGGUGCCGUGCUGAGCGGUAGGAGUAGGGUGAAGUUUCCCCUAGACAAUGAUCAUGGGUCAUUUUUGAAUUUCCCCCACUAAUGGUUAAGAUUAGGAUUGGGGGAGGGGAAGCUUAUCCAGGUCUGUACGGUUGGGAAACUUCACCCUGGAGCCUAAUUGUUCAUCCUGACUGUGCUUUCUCUCCCCUCCAGAGUUCAUGCGGAGCCCCUGUGUGGAGGCGGGCCUCAUCCCUCCCCUGGUGCAGCUGCUCCACUCCAAGGACCAGGAGGUGCUGCUGCAGACAGGCCGCGCCCUGGGCAACAUCUGCUACGACAGCCGUAAGUACAUCCUGCCAUAGGUCUCCCUGUCAUAGGUUUCCCUUGCAUGUUUCUCAUAGGCUUCUCUUACACAUUUCGUAUAAGUUUCCCUUAAACAUUUGUCAUAGGCCGGUUGGAAAAGGACCCGGAAUCGGUAUGUCUAUGGGUUCGCCCAUAAUUAUUCUUUAUUUUUGAUGGGAAGGGGAGGUCAACUUUAUAAGGAAGGGGGCGGCAUCUUGCCUAGGUGUAAUUAUAGGGGAAGUACUGAAGUGCCUUUUCCUUUCAACUGGCCCUCUCCUCCCUCCUCUCCCCUCCCCCCCUCCCCUCCCAGAGGUGCUGAAUUGCAUCAUGACGGGGAACCAGGUGUCGGCGGAUUCUAAACUGGCUGUUAGCAUUAUCUGCUCUUUUUGAUGACAUUGAUCUGCUGAAAAGUCUUAGUUCAUCAUAAUAUAAUGGGAUAUAGCCUGUUUCUCAUCUGAAUAUAUUGGAGGUGGGGAAUACUCUGGCCGUAAAUAGGAAUACUCUGGCCGUAAAUUGGAAUACUGAGUGAGGUGACUACCAGCAUGACAUUAUAUUGUCUGUGCUUCUACCCGAUUUAUCAAUAUGAAAUCCAUAUUUUUUUCAUCUGUGGACUAGCAAGAGGCUUCGCUAAGCAGCUCUCAGAUGACACUAUUGUCCCGUGUGGCUCAGUUGGUAGAGCACGGCGCUUGCAACGCCAGGGUUGUGGGUACGAUUCCCACGGGGGGCCAGUGCAGCGACAAGUACGAAAGUCAGUCUAGCCCUGAGCUCCUGAGAGCCGCAUUUCUUUCCCCAGACAGACACCCUCACAGACCUUCUACGUCUGUCACACAAAGAUAAAACUGCUUACAAUCACUUCCCCCAAUGCCUCUAGAAUAAAGAUUUUAGGGGAUGUAAUCAAGAGUUGUCGUGAAUACAUCUGAGGAGAAUUCUAUUGUUGGGUUUUGCUGAGUGGUUAGUGGUCUGUCUGUGUGUUGCGUUGAGGCCAUAAUGGCAGCUGUUGUUUCUGGUGCAUUGUAUGAGUGUGGGGGGAGCUGGUGAAGCCUUUUUGGCAUAGUGGCAGAAAUGUAUAUGUGUGUGUGUCUGUCUGUCUCAGUUGGAGCUGCAGCUGUUUUCAACACUUAAUAGGGGCACCACUGAAGAAAUCAGUUUAGAAGGACUCUAGCUGUCCGGUUACUCCGGUUCUGGCCCUUUCAAAAUGUAAUCAACCCAACAACAAGCCUACCACUUCAACUGUCAAUUGCAUUCAUACAACUUCCAGACCUAGCAGCAGAAAAACAGUGCCAGCAUUUUGUCCAUUGUACAUAAACGCCAUCCAGAUUCCAGCCAAUUUGUUUAGUCCCUCUCCCUUGCUUUCUCUCUCUCUCUCUCGCUCUCACUCUCGCUCUCUUUCUCUAUCCCUCUCCUGCACUCUCGCUCUCACACACUUGCACUCCUUCUUCCUUUCUCUGUGUCUUCCUCUGUCGCUCCCCUCCUUUCUCUUGCUGUCCAUGGUUGUGUUGUUAAGGAAGGGGGCAGGUGUGCCAGCCAGGCUGAGGUUGGAUGUGGGGGUCAUGGCUGGCUGGUAUCAGGAGACUAGUGGAGAACCAGUCUGUGCAUGUCCAGGAACAGGAUGACUGAUCAUUUAACACUUCCUCUGCCAGCAAGGCAGCUACGCUCCAGACACCCCAUUCUGUCUGCCACCGCCAUGCACACAUAACACUGUAUAAUGUGUUAUGUUUCUGUGUUAAAACAGCUAGUACAGACAAUGAUAUACUGACAAGGCCCAUAACGCUUCCUCUGCUAGCUACGCUCCAGACAUCCCCAUUUAGUCUGCCAUCGUCAAGCACACACUGUAUGUAUCGAUAUGUUCCCACAACGCAUAUACAGACGUUUUGUUGUCCAGCAUUGGCGUACUGUCACAUGAAGUGGCUUGUAACUUUCACAAACGGAAAAUACUCUUCCAUUCUUUGUUAAUUGGAGAAUUAGUGUCUGUACCCACUUUGACAAGGACGUCAUCCCCACCUCCGAGUUCUAGGUGAUGAUGGCUAAGAAAAGUAAUUCAUUCCUGGUCUGUAGUCUGGGGAGAUUCAACCAUAAUAUACACAUUAGUGUACACUGAGUAUAGCAAACAUUAGGAACCCCCUUUUUCCCUCAGAACAGCCUCAAUUCGUCGGGGCAUGGACUCUACAAGGUGUCGAAAGCGUUUCACGGGGAUGCUGGCCCAUGUUGACUCCAAUGCUUCCCACAGUUGUGUCAAGUUGGCCUGAUGUCCUUUGGGUGGUGGACCAUUGUUGAUACACACAGGAAACUGUUGAGCAUGAAAAACCCAGCAGCGUUGCAGUUCUUGACACAAACUGGUGUGCCUGGCACCUACUACCAUACCCCGCUCAAAGGCACUUAAAUCUUUUGUCUUGCCUAUUCACCCUCUGAAUGGCACACAUACACAAUCCAUCUCUCAAUUGUCUCAAGGCUUAAAAAUCCUUCUUUAACCGGUCUCCUCCCCUUCAUCUACACUGAUUUGAAGUGGAUUUAACAAGUGACAUCAAUAAGGGAUCAUAGCUUUCACCUGGAUUCACCUGGCCGGUCUGUCAUGGAAAGAGCAGAUGUUCUUAAUGUUUUGUAUACUCAGUGUAUCUAUCAUGAGAGCACAUGGCCUCCCUACGGCUAUGUUCUAUCGUGCUACAUUAUCUCUUGGCACAUCAAGCACUCCUUGUCUACGUGAUGUCUGCAGGCAAAGGUGAUGUCCUUAAAGUUUAAACCUCAGGAGCACCAACUAAUGUCCAUUUUAGUUGACCACAAUUGACAUUGUUGACCACAUUUCUAACACUGGUGAGGUUGAGUCCUAUUUCAUUUAAUGUUCUAUAAAUAUGACCGGCUAAUUCUAUGCAUUUUUUAAAGAUUGUAUUUGCAUGGCUGUAGUCGAUUUGGUAUGUUCGCGCAGAGCAGUAUCCUACAAACGUACUGUGAUCUGUAGUAAUAUGGUGCAAAUUAAGGCUACUCAAUGAGGCGUCUGCUAAAAACGAUUUCAUAAAAACAGACUAGUCACUCGGUAUGACAUAACUUCAACUCCCAUGGUCCCUAGGCUGUCUGGUUUUCAGGUCUUUUAUUUUCACAAAGAGAACAGCCGUUUUCUCUCCUCAAUCCAGCUGGGUUUCAGCCUCUCCACCUCCAUACGUUUGCUGUUCACUCAUGCUCAUUUGCAUAACAUGACUCAACCACAUUCCGUUUAGCAGGACUCUAGUAUGGUUGUCGCUACCACUAAUAACCAUACUGUGUGUGAGCUUGACUGUGAUUCUGACAAGUGACAAACGAUUGUCCACCAAUUAGGGCUGUAUUUAUUAUUGAGUUAAUCGGAAGAUUUGCUGUGAUUAAUCGUGACUCAUUGCAAAUUCAGAAUUUAAUCAAAUUAAGCUGUAAUUUAAGAUUUUUUUUAUACAAAAAUCAUUAUAAGAAUAUUGAUGUGUCAGUUUUGUCCAAAGUAAUGGUAAGCAAAAUCAGGCAAAUUUAUAAAGCACACUUUCUUUAACCUCAAUAUCAACUUGUUUUGACGUCGCAUUGUUGUUUUUAGCUGUAUAGAUCAUGUAUUACAUUUUUUUCAGUGUGUUUUGAAUGAUUUCAGACUACGAUUAAUCGCAAAAGAAAAGAGUGCACUAAAAUUACAAACUGGAGUUACACGAUUAACUCUGACAGACCUACUGGGAUGGGCAUGACGAAACACACUAUGGAAUGACUCCCAGUUCUGUAUGAAGGGUAUGAGCUUCGGUAAUGAUUUAAUGCUAGUUAGUCUUUUUUUUGUUUUGCCUCUCCUUUUUCAUGUUAUGAUUAAUCAUUAUUAUUCUUUAUGGUUAUAUUUAAAUAGCAUUUAUUAUUGAUUUAUGUGAUUUUGUGUUUUUUUUACUGCUUGCUUAACUUUCUCUCCCUUUAUUGAUUUGUUUUCCAGGUUGGUUGUUGUGAUUUUUCUUCUUUGUUGAUGUCCCCCUGACCUCUUUGUUUUGCAGAUGAGGGCAGGAGUGCAGUUGACCUGGCGGGAGGGGCUCAGAUAGUAGCUGGACACAUAAAGUCACUUUCCCAAAAUACUGACCCGGACAAUGGAAAGCUCUUGACUGUCUUUUGUGGCAUGCUGAUGAACUAUAGCAAUGAUAAUGGUAAUGGCCAACUCCCCCCGGAUAAGCUACAUUAACCAAUCUAAACAGAGUAAACUUUUUAAAUAAUUAAUCUAACGAUAAAAUGAGAUGUUUUAUUGUCACAUACACCGGAUAGGUGCAGUGAAAUGUGUUGUUUUACAGGGUCUGCCAUAGUAGUACGGCACCCCUGGAGCAAAUCAGGGUUAAGUGCCUUGCUCAAGGGCACGCCGGCAGAUUUUCACCUUGUCGGCUCGGGUAUUCGAACCAGCGACCUUUCGGUUACUGGCCCAACGCUCUAACCGCUAGGCUACCUGCCACCCUACUUUGGCAGUGUGUCUGUGGCAGUACUAAACUUAAUGUUGACACCUUUUAUCCAGUCUUAAAGUGAUAGUUUGUUUUGUCUGAUAUUUUCAGACCUCAAAUGUAAUCUAAUGGCGAGACGAGUCCACGUCCCAGGCCAUCUAUUGUGCUUGUUUAUUUGGAUCGCCAUUAGCUUUUGUAGCUGCUAUAUGCAUCAAAUCCAAAUGAAUUGGAAAGAUAGGCACCGUCUAAUUUAAAACUAUUAGACGGUGCCUAUUAUGUCCAUAUAGCUGAAUUUACACAUAACUGGGUCUUCUUAAUAGAUGGUGUGGGGGCAUGGACUCGUUAGACCGCUUUUGAGGUUUAAAAAUGUCUUGACGAAUUUAGAUUUAGAAUUUUCAGCCAAUGUUCAAGUUUAUAUUACUCAGCCUUUACUCUCCAUGGUAACAGGAGGUGGUGGUUAAAGAGGAUUGUACAAUAUCUGUCCCUUGGAGAGUGGUCUGUCUGAUUGAAGUCCACUUCCAUUGCUUUCUAUUGUAUCUUGCUUGAGGCCUUGGUAAUUUUCCUCUUAAAGCAGUGACUGCUUGUCUUGUCCUUGUAAUUGGUGGUGGUAGGUAGGUGGUGGUGGUAUCCCUACAGCUUAUAUUGCAGCCAUUUCUCUCUACCCCUUUACACAGCACUCUCUUGUUUGUAGUUAGAUUGUCUAUUCUCCCACAACCCUCCUUGCAAAGCCUCUAUGGUCUAUCCAGGUGCGAGAUCCGGAGUAAUCAAUAUUGAUCACUUCUGCUGUCAACUUUCCAGCACCCUUUUCCAGUUUCAAUAGGCUGCGUUUCAAAUGAAGCCCUAUUCCCUACAUAGUGCACUACUUUAGACCAGAGAAUACGGUGCCAUUUGGGAGCCAGGUGUAGACUCACAGUAAAAUAUGCAUCUUUCAUUCAAAUGAACACGUUGUUUAGAACCAUUUAACUGUGCUAGCUAACUAGUCUUGUCAUAAUGAUGCAAUAAUUUUGCCACUCGGGAUUAGCAGCGACUCAUUUUCUCUUUGCAAGUCACUUUACUGCACAACUCUUAACACUGCCUUUUUAAAGGUACUCUCAGCAAUAUGACAUGAUCAUAAACAGAGGGGUGACUUCCUGCCUACAGACAUAAACAACAAAUCAAAUCUACCAACACAGCCACUAUUGACUCUUCCCAAUGUGCGUCCUCCCUUGAAGCAUGCCCACAUUGGGAAGAGACAAUAGUGUCAGUCUUGCCAGAUUUGAAAUUGGUUGAGGUCUGUAAGCAGGAAGUCGCCCCGCUGGGUAUGAUGAUGUCAUAUUGCUGAGUCUACAUGUAAAACAUUUACAGUAGCUGCUGUGGAACCCUCUCCCUCUUCCAAAUUGGACUAUAGAAAGUUGAGUUUUAGUCUUGGUUGGACUGUUUGUUCCCCAGGAGUGUAUUCACUAGGAACCUCAUCUCUCGUGGACAGAUUCUGCUCUUAAACCGAAGAAUAAGAUUCUGAACGUAAACCGAAGAAUCUGUCGCGGCGGUAUAGAAUGCGUAGGAUAAUGAGCAGCAGUUGUUCCGGUGUUUGGACCCAGAAUUAAGUCACACAGCUGAUCAAAUUACGCAUGACUUUAGUUCUGGGUUAACCGAGAUUACUAGGAACCAAACGGAAGUAAAUGGGCCGAAACAGUGAGAGUUCUAGCUGAAUUUGUCCCAUAAGAAACUCUUGAUUCAUUUGUUAAUUGUUCUGUUGCAAAACAAUUUUGCUACGGUUUGCAUGAAUGAAAACACCCCAGGCUGGUUAGUGGUUUAGAGAGGGUGAUGCUCGCUCGUUUAUGCCCCUUUCGUCUAUGUUCCCACCCUGAGAUUCCACCAUGUACUGCUCCUCUCUGAAUAAUGUCAAUUAUUAAUGAAUGGGCCAAGUUCUAUAACUUUCUUUCUCCUCCGUGGGCAAGAUGCAGAACAAUAAUUACUUUUCGGUCUAUCGCUUCUCCCGUACGAUCCCUGACCAUUCCGAGGUCACUCCCCAACUCUUGUCCACCCUGUCGAAAAUAGACUGAGGAAAAAUAAAUGUGAUCAAAAACGUGGUGUUCAGGGGAGGCACAUGCAAGUCAGCGACAACUCAGGCUCUCAAUGUCACUUUUUUCUCCCUCCCUCCCUCCCUCCCUCCUUUGCCUUGUUAUUUUCCCCCAAUCAAACAUGGAGCUAAGUGGAUUUUCUCUGUAACCCAAUGAUCUGCGAUCAGAUCAUCAGACAUUAAACAGUGCUGUGAUUACACAGAAAUAUAAUUACUAGAACGGACAUCCCCAUUCGAGUCAAUGUUCCACGAUGUGUGGAAUUCUGUUUCCAUGCUAAUUACGCUGUCCUCUGCUUGAAGCGGUGCUACUUCCGGUGACACCAACAUUUAGCCUCAGUUGCCAAGCACCGCUAUCACGGCACUAAAUCAAACCAUUUCACAGAGCUCAGCAAAGCCUGCAUCGACUCAAGUCAAAUCACAUUCAAAUAUCUCACACAGACAUGGUUUGACUCAUUUUAAUCAAUUACGUUUGGUUGUGGCCUCCAAUCUGUUUAGCUUUGAAUAAGGCCAUUUUAUUGCCAGUCCAUGAAAAGGAUGUUUGAGAAAACAGGACAAACUUCACUUCAUGUAGCCUCUAUAAAGUUACCGGUAACUUAAUAACAAGUAGCGUGUAACAUAACUGCCUAGUGCAAUUACAUACAGCUCAACACUGUUUAUAAAUGUAACACUCCUACCCAAUUUACGAUUGAAUUAUUUAGCACGAUGUUAGGUGUGAAAUGUAGCCUAGAGUUGAUGUUUCCAGGCCCUGUCAUCGGCUACAAUAAAACAAAGGCUGUCACAAAUGUCUCCACUCAAAAGGCUGAAAAAGUUGAAGAGAUGGUUGAAAAUAAUGCAUACAAUUACAGCAUGCUCUACACGUCCUUGGAACUGUAAAGAGAGGAGAGAGACAGUCUUGUCCUCUAUACACUAGGAUACGGAAUCUAACGCGUCAGAGUAAUGGAGUUGGUGUACUCUGUGCACUACAGUGAGGGCCGGAGCAUUUUGCAAUUACACAAUGCAAAUUAGUUUGUGUGGCCGCCAUCGGCCCACUCCCUUCAGCUGGCUGUUUGUAAACUGUCAACGCAGCUAAUAUAACCUUCAUUAACAUUGAUUGAAGCUCUGCACGUCCACUGGUUUUUACAGCGUCUGUGCAAAUUGAAGUAAUUAGUUCUAAAAGAUUCCCUAACAAAUGGAAAUCAAGAUUUUUGUGUAAAUGUACAUUUGGGAUAUGAUAACUUUGUGACCCAAGUUGGUUUAUGUUUCUGGAAUUCACUCGCCUCCGGUAGGCCUUUGCUUGUGUCGAGGCCUAAUGUGGAUUAUGGUUAGGAUCUAAUAUUUUGAACGAAUAACAAUUCUGGCGGAUGACAAUUGAUGGUGGUUGUUUUAAUAAUUACCAGCAAAAAAUGUCCGCUUGUAUUUCAGAGAGAACCCUUAUUAAUUCACUAAUAUAACUAUUUCUCAAUUGGUUACUUCCUUUUCUCACUCACUUUCCUUCCUUCCUUCCUUCCUUCCUUCCUUCCUUCUAGCCUUUUAUCCUUCUUCCUUCCUUCCCACUCUCUUCUUUUGUUUUAAACGUGCUUGUUCAUUUUUGUCAUUUUUCCUUUCCUUUUUCUUCCUGUACCCUCCUUCCUCUCUCUCCACCCCUCCUUCCUCUCUCUCCACCCCUCCUUCCCCUCUCCACCCAUUUUGUCAGUAUUGAUAGUCUCUUAAAGCCAACUUAAUCAACUCUUUCUCCUAUCUUUCCUCUCUAGGCUCUUCUAGCUGGUUUUCCAGAGCUCACUACAACCAGGGAAAUACAUCUGCACUCUGAUAUACUGUAUAUGACAUAGAUCAUGCUAAAAAAUAUACUGUAUAGCUAGUCUACAUUUAGCAAAUGGUUCAACUGUGCAAAUUUGUUUCCUUGUUUGCAUGAACUAAUUUCCCUUUUUGAAAAUCCUCUUGAGACUUAAUUCUAAGACAUAUGGCUUUAUACCUUCAUUAGCUUUUUACACUUUUAAUUAUAUUAUUGACUAGUGUGUGUGUGUGUGUGUUGUGGCAGAGCAAAGCUGGCAGACAUACAUUUUCAUAGCCCAAUAAUGUCUCUCUCUACUUUUAGUUUUAGGUCUGAGACAAUAGUGCCUUCAUAAAUUACACACACACACACACACACACACACACACACACACACACACAUCAGGGUGUUUCUGCUUGUUUAGUUAAUUUGCCUAAUUCGCAGAAACACUGCCCACCCCGAUCUUCCUGUCCUUAUUGUAAUUCAACCUCCCAAACGCUAGAUGGCAGUGCUCUUACCUAUCCUCUGAUAUCUCUGUGUCCUCUCCAGACUCCUUGCAGGCCCAGCUGAUCAACAUGGGGGUGAUCCCCAACCUGGUGAAGCUGCUUGGGCUCCACUCAGACAACACGGCCCUCACAGAGAUGUGCCUCAUCGCGUUCGGAAACCUGGCUGAGCUCGGUGGGUAGUGGGACGUCUUAGAGCUGAGCAGAGAGGUCACUAUGUAUUGUGGGUAUAUACAGUGAGGGGAAAAAAGUAUUUGAUCCCCUGCUGAUUUUGUAAAUUUGCCCACUGACAAAGAAAUGAUCAGUCUAUAAUUUUAAUGGUAGGUUUAUUUGAACAGUGAGAGACAGAAUAACAACAAAAUAAUCCAGAAAAACGCAUGUCAAAAAUGUUAUAAAUUGAUUUGCAUUUUUAAUGAGGGAAAUAAGUAUUUGACCCAUCUGCAAAACAUGACUUAGUACUUGGUGGCAAAACCCUUGUUGGCAAUCACAGAGGUCAGACGUUUCUUGUAGUUGGCCACCAGGAUUGCACACAUCUCAGGAGGGAUUUUGUUCCACUCCUCUUUGCAGAUCUUCUCCAAGUCAUUAAGGUUUCGAGGCUGAUGUUUGGCAACUCGAACCUUCAGCUCCCUCCACAGAUUUUCUAUGGGAUUAAGGUCUGGAGACUGGCUAGGCCACUCCAGGACCUUAAUGUGCUUCUUCUUGAGCCACUCCUUUGUUGCCUUGGCCGUGUGUUUUGGGUCAUUGUCAUGCUGGAAUACCCAUCCACGACCCAUUUUCAAUGCCCUAGCUGAGGGAAGGAGGUUCUCACCCAAGAUUUGACGGUACAUGGCCCCGUCCAUCGUCCCUUUGAUGCGGUGAAGUUGUCCUGUCCCCUUAGCAGAAAAACACCCCCAAAGCAUAAUGUUUCCACCUCCAUGUUUGACGGUGGGGAUGGUGUUCUUGGGGUCAUAGGCAGCAUUCCUCCUCCUCCAAACACGGCGAGUUGAGUUGAUGCCAAAGAGCUCGAUUUUGGUUUCAUCUGACCACAACACUUUCACUCAGUUCUCCUCUGAAUCAUUCAGAUGUUCAUUGGCAAAUUUCAGACGGCCCUGUAUGUGCUUUCUUGAGAAGGGGGGCUGCAGGAUUUUAGUCCUUCACGGCGUAGUGUGUUACCAAUUGUUUUCUUGGUGACUAUGUUCCCAGCUGCCUUGAGAUCAUUGACAAGAUCCUCCCGUGUAGUUCUGGGCUGAUUCCUCACCGUUCUCAUGAUCAUUGCAACUCCACAAGGUGAGAUCUUGCAUGGAGCCCCAGGCCAAGGGAGAUUGACAGUUAUUUUGUGUUUCUUCCAUUUGUGAAUAAUCACACCAACUGUUGUCACCUUCUCACCAAGCUGCUUGGCGAUGGUCUUGUAGCCCAUUCCAGCCUUGUGUAGGUCUACAAUCUUGUCCCUGACAUCCUUGGAGAGCUCUUUGGUCUUGGCCAUGGUGGAGAGUUUGGAAUCUGAUUGAUUGCUUCUGUGGACAGGUGUCUUUUAUACUGAGAUUAGGAGCACUCCCUUUAAGAGUGUGCUCCUAAUCUCAGCUCGUUACCUGUAUAAAAGACACCUGGGAGCCAGAAAUCUUUCUGAUUGAGAGGGGGUCAAAUACUUAUUUCCCUCAUUAAAUUGCAAAUCAAUUUAUAACAUUUUUGACAUGCGUUUUUCUGGACUUUUUUGUUGUUAUUCUGUCUCUCACUGUUCAAAUAAACCUACCAUUAAAAUUAUAGACUGAUCAUUUCUUUGUCAGUGGGCAAACGUACAAAAUCAGCAGGGGAUCAAAUACUUUUUUCCCUCACUGUACCAAAGGAAAAGUAUUAUAAAUUAAUUAUACGGUUGAGCAGAAUACUGCUGCCACCCCGCCAUUCUGGACCUGGUUCAGCUUUUAUACCAUGCUGUCUGGGGCCUGGGCUUUGAGCAUAAAGAAAAGGUCAACCCCAGAUAAAUGUUGAACCGUGGGCUCUCCUGUCAUUCAAAUGUUUUGUAAAACCGGGGACAGAAAACUGAUUCCGGUGUGUAUGUCUUUAGCAUGGUGCCAAAUCUUCGAUCGUUGUCAUGCCAUAUGCUCGGCAUGAAAAUGAAUGAACACAGAGAAGAGUUGGCUGGCGCACAAACAGACUGGACCAGUCAUUUCAUCUUGAUGUAACUUCCCUCUCUGCAGAGUCCAGUAAGGAACAGUUUGCCUCCACGAACAUCGCUGAGGAGCUGGUGCGUCUGUUCCAGAGGCAGGCGGAGCACGAGAAGAAGGAACUGAUCUUUGAGGUCCUGGCUCCACUCGCUGAGAAC
Coregonus sp. 'balchen' is the source of this 18438-nucleotide messenger RNA. The record is from the annotation of a GenBank genome assembly. Lineage: Eukaryota; Metazoa; Chordata; Actinopteri; Salmoniformes; Salmonidae.